This is a messenger RNA of Heterotrigona itama, 2818 nucleotides long. The record is from the annotation of a GenBank genome assembly. NCBI's taxonomy places the organism in Eukaryota, Metazoa, Arthropoda, Insecta, Hymenoptera, Apidae.
AUGGUCGUUCGCUUAGACAAUUUCCUCGGCCGUUUUCGAAAUUUCCAGAACAGUAGAACGCGAGUAGUUCAGUCACGGCUCGGUCUUGUCCACAAUGAACGCCGCAUCGCCAGGCGAUUUCGUUUCACGCAUCGACCGGUUUCGCGAUACUUUUCUAUUCAGAAAGUCCUUAGACCAGAUCGGGUGCAGGUGCAAGUAGAACAAGAAAGCGGGCAGAAUAAUUGGAUUCGUUUUAUUAGUGUAAUUCGAUUCGCUCGGUACGAAGCGAUUCGACAGAGUACUACACCUGAGGAAAUGAAUCUCUUGUUUGAUGAUGAUAGUGGAUCGUUUGUCGCGUUACCACAGGGUGAAUUGCGAGGCUCCACUGGUCGACAGCAGCGCGCUGCCUCUGGAGCACAGGUCGGUUUACGGGCCACCGGCUCAAUAUGGCCCUCCAGCGACGCACGGUGCCGAGGAGAAUUGGCCCCUCGCUUCCCCGGACACGCCUCAAAUAAAACACCUGCAGGUGCAAUGCGAGAAAACGCACAUGCGUGUGAACAUCGAGUUCGACAGGCCGUUUUACGGGAUGAUCUUCAGCAAGGGUUUCUACUCGGACCCGCAUUGCGUCCACUUGAAACCAGGCACCGGCCACCUCAGCGCAACGUUCGAGAUCUUCCUGAACUCCUGCGGAAUGACCUCGUCCGCGAAUCACAAUGUGGCGGCUUACGGGGCCCCGACGCCUUCCGGUAGUUACGUGGAGAACACUAUAAUCGUGCAGUACGAUCCGUACGUGCAAGAGGUCUGGGACCAAGCUAGGAAGCUACGUUGCACCUGGUACGAUUUCUACGAGAAGGCGGUAACCUUCAGACCCUUCCAAGUGGACAUGCUGCACGCUGUCACCGCCAACUUCCUUGGCGACAAUCUGCAAUGCUGGAUGCAGAUUCAAGUUGGUAAAGGGCCAUGGGCCAGUGAAGUGUCCGGUAUAGUGAAGAUAGGGCAAACGAUGACGAUGGUCUUGGCUAUUAAGGACGAUGAGAAUAAGUUUGACAUGUUGGUGAGGAACUGCGUCGCUCACGAUGGCAAGAGGGCACCUAUUCAGCUGGUGGAUCAAUAUGGGUGCGUUGUUAGGCCGAAGAUUAUGUCCAGGUUCCAAAAGAUAAAGAACUUCGGUCCAAGCGCCUCGGUUGUCAGCUUCGCUUACUUCCAAGCCUUCAAGUUCCCCGACAGUAUGAACGUCCACUUCCAGUGCGUGAUACAAGUAUGUCGUUACAAUUGUCCGGAGCCGAAAUGUGGACAUCCUGGAUUGGAAUACGGUGCCCCUGCUGCGGGCCUCACUCAGGAAUACGGUGCACCAGUUCAUCAGAGCCUCGGUGCCGAAUACGGAGCGCCCCCAGUACCUGAAUACGGUGUACCACCGGCAUUCGCUGAUCCUCGCCAUCCUAGCGGACCUGCUGGAGCUUACAGUGAACAGAACGCGGAUGUAGUACCAGCACCGCAAGCUCAAACCUCAUCCUCCUCGCCAAGUUCAACGCCGGGAGAUGCGACGGCCAGUAGCUCGCCACAAAGUCCGCAAGAUAACAUUCACCUUCCUCCACCUCCACUUCCUGGUCAUCCAGCAGGAGCCUAUCACACGGUGAAGAGAAAGGGAACCGCCGGUUCCGAGGAGCUCGAGGGUAACCUGGCCACCCUCGGAGGUCGGCCGAGGUCGGUUGAAGGUUUUCCAGCUGAGCUUAGAGGUGCCAGAAGACGAAGAUCCGGCGACGAAAUUCUGGAAGAUGAGGACUCCAGUAUCUACCGAACGGUCACCUUGGUCUCGAGCCACGUGUACAAGCGAGCGGCCCAAGAGAUGACCGACGUGAACACCUCGAGAACAAUCCAAGUGGUGGCACCGGGCGACGUGAAUUUCGCCCUGGGCACAACAAAUUCCAGCAACGACACCACCGUCGUCAUUCAAAACGCCAGCGCAUCGUCCGAUCCCGAAACAAUCUGCAUGAGCCUGCCAGGCUUCGUCGGCGGCCUCGUGAUGCUGCUUCUCGUGGUGGUCGUCGCGUCCCUCGUCGCCGCGUUCCUAUUCGUCAGGGUGCGCGCUGUCGACCGGAAGAACAUCGUGGCCGGAAGCGGCUUCGUUCAUCCGGCGUACGCGGCGGAGAACUGCAGCGUGCCGAACCCGGAAUUCGUGAAGGUGGCCAACUGAAACGUCGCGACGAUGAUAACGAGAGAGAGAGAAUGAUUUUUUCCUCGGCGGAUGGCCGAACCUCGGGGACGUACACCGUGCUGGAAACAUAUCGUUCAAUUUCAACGGCCAAGUUGCCUCGGACAUUCUCUCCGUUCUUUCGGUUUCCUCCCUCACCCCCCUAUCUGAAAUUCAGCUUCUUUCCCCCGGACCUCUCCCCCCUCCCUUAGUUGAAUCUCAUCGUUGAUCAAUCGAACGCGCGGUUCCUUCGGUCGAGCUCGCUUGAACGAAAGAAUAGAUGGAAUGCUCGGGCGAAUUUCGUGUAAAUAAAACGCGACUCCGCGGUCGGGGAGGGUGAAAAAGUGAGAAGGAGGAUGAAUCAAAGAAUCUUAUAGAAUGACGCAUCGAGGACGUUUCACCUGUUCACGAUUGUCACUGUUGAUCGCUGCCAUCAAAUAUGCGCGUCUGGUUUCGAGAAAUAUUUGCAGAAAGUGAAGCCACCUUUGAUUUUGAUAAUUUUUUUUUUUUAAUAAUUUGUCAGGGUUUGUCGUGCAUUAGAAAAUUAUUAUCGAUGGAAAUUUAUUCGAAAGUAAAUAAUUUUCGCGACACAAGGAAAAUUGGUGACUCUAACCCUAAUCUUCAAAUUUAAUUUUUAUUUAGUCUAAU